AUGAGCGUCUCGAGCCACAGGAGCGGCCGGAGCGGCUCGUCUCGAUCGGAGUCGAGCUCUUCCGGCGCCGCUCUCAUCGCGCCGCUCCGCGCCCUCGGCGUGUCCAUAGGCCAGUCUGCGAGUGCCAGGAUGAACGUCCUCUACGCGGACGGAGGCGGCGAGGAGCGCCGGCGAACAGGCGGAGGCUCAUCGUCGGGGUCCCUCGAAAGGGACGGACGCGCCGCGUCGACCAUUCACCCGACGACGACGACCACGACGAGGCGCGCGCUGGAGCAGGAAGUCGCCGGCGUGCGCAUCGCGCACUGCUCGUGGUGCCUCGCCGAGUGCGCGCACGCCCAGGUCUCCGAGGGUUUCCUCCUCUUCCGCGCCGCGUACCGAUGCGGCGCGUGCGCGCGGAGGACCCUGCCGUGCCGCGCGCCCGGAUGCGACUCCCACGCGAGGGGCGCGGGAUCGACCGCGCCGAGGGACGACGACCUCUGCCUCGUCCACCGCGCGAUCAUCCCGGCGUGGCCCUGCGGUGUAGACGCGGGAUACGACGCGUGGACGAGGGACCGCCUCGCACCGAAGGCGCGGUGCUCGUGGUGCCUGGACGUUCGCAGGCACGCGCUCGAGCACGUCGAUUCUUUCGCCCCCGCCGCGACAGCUGUGGCCGCGACAGCUGCGUCGCCAGCUGUGUCGUCGUCGUCGCGAACGGGUCGGUCGUCGCGGUGGUCAUCGGAGUCGUUCUCGUGCGGCGGAUGCGCGCGACGGACGGUUCGAUGCGAGACGUGCGAACGAUCCCUCGCGGAGGGCGCCGCGGGCGCGAGGGAGAAUUACGCCUUUGCCAAAGCCGGCGACGACAGAUGCGCGCGGUGCCUCGGUGUCGUGUACGACUGGAACGCGCCCGCGGACGUCAACGCGCAACUGACCAAGACCGAACCCGCGUGGUGCGGGUGGUGCGGCGAGCGGUGCGCGCACCUGGUGAGGGACAAGGCGCGCGCCAAGUGCCAGUGCCUGGUGUGCGGCGGGGGCACGGCGCCGUGCGAGAGGUGCCCGGGAUCGAUGCGAACGCGAGAGCGGCCCGUCGUCGUUUCGAGCGUCGCGUCGAGCGUCACUCGACGCGGUUCGUCGACGCACUCGACGAGCGUCGGGACGUGCCUCCGAUGCGAGGUGAUACGCGCGACGCCGAGCGACGAGGAGGCUCGCGCGGUUUGGGAAACUGUUCGAACGAGACGCGCCGCCGCCGACGCCGCCGCCGUCCGAGUCCGCGACGUCCUCGCGAGAAAAACCAGGUGGUCGAAAGCGGCGCACGACGCGGGGGCGUGGCGGCCGUUCGCGCUCCUCGCCACGCUUCCGCCGCGCGAGCGCGUUCGCAUCGCGUCGAGGCUGGGGAUCAGGCUGUGCCGCGAGCGCGGGUACCUGGACCCGCACGCCGAGGCGUGGCGCGUGCUGGCGACGCCGGGGAAGGGGAUACUCGCCAGGGCCGACGCGGCGGGCGGCGGCGGCAUCGGCGGCGGCGGCGGCGGCGGCGGCGCGCUCGGGGGUCUCGGCCGGAGAGUCUCCGCCUCGACGGGGGCCGAAGAUGACGACGACGCAUCCGCCGAGAGAACGAUCGGCUCGGUGCUCCGCCGCAUCGGUCGCGACAUCUCGCGGGCGGCGGGCGUAUCCGCGGGGGUACCCGGCCGCCGACGCGCAAACUGGCUCGAGGCGCUCGCGUCGGUCCUCGUCGCCGGCGCGGAGACCGGCCGGUGCCCCGCGCUCGACCCGAGGGAGGCUGCGUCGUUACCCGUCGUCGCGAGCGGGCGGAAGGGCGCGGCGAGGAUCUUGCGCACGCCGAGGGCGCUCGUGGUGGCGAGGUACGAGGAGUGCGUGCUCGGGAUGGUCGCCGGGGCGCAGCGCGCCAGGCUCUCGCCAGUCCAACGGCUGGCGAUCGACUCGUUAAAGUCGCACCCCAUGCGCGUGGUGCUCGAGACCCGUUUAAAGAGGAGCGGCGCGGAUUACCGGCGGAUGGCGGACGCGGCGGUGCUCGCGGCGUUCGCGGCGAGCCCGUGGGCGAGCGUUACUGAGGGAAACGGCGUCGAUGGGGGGAUGGGCGACGAAACAAACGAACCGCGGUGGUCCCUCUCGGACUGCGCCGAGUCCAUCGCGGCGGACGUGUACGGGUGUUUGCUGGACGGACGCGCGCCGACGGGACCAGCCGGGACGAGCCGGUCGUCGGGCGGGGGCUCCGGACGACUACGGACGACUCCAGACGGCUCCGGACGGCUCCGGACUCACGAUCCGGACGGCGACCUCGGCGAUGAAAUUUGGUCCGGCGUCGCUCCGUCGCUCCUCGCGUCGCUCGCGUGCCAGACGGUGGCCGUGACGGCCGGUCCGACGGGCGCCGCGCUCGGCGCCGCCGCGGCGCUGGGCGUGACGGGCGCCAAACUUCCCGGCGCUUCGUUCGAGGACGUCACCGACUUUUUCGCCGGCGUUCGCGCGCCGUCGCGCGUUCCCGACGGCGCCGCGGGUCUGUUCGAACCGUGCGCGGUCGUGUUGGUGCACGGAGCGUUGCUCGCGUCCAGGGGGGUGCACGUGGACGACUACCACCCGGGGCGAGAGGAACGCGCGCGGGGUGGUCGAUGGGGAGGGGUCGAUCCGUCCUCCGAGCGUCGCGGAAGGAGGGGUGAGCGUCUGAGGGGUCGCGCGCCUUCAUCCGGCGAUGAGCCGCGCCGGUACGCGGAGAGCGACUCGUUCAGCGACUCUCCCGUCGGUGUCAUCGGCGGGUUGGGCGGGUCGAGCCGGGUCAGCGACGGCGGAUCCGAUCGGGGACGGGUCGGGGCGUGGGCGGAUGAGCAGGCGAGGGCGCCGCCCGGGCCUCGGAGCGCGCUGUCCGGCUCGGAGAUGACCGUCGAGGAGGAGGAGGAGCGGGUGGCGGCGGAGGAGGAGCGGGUGGCGGCGGAGGAGGAGCGGGAAGAGCCCGUCGAGCCGCCCAGCCCGGUUCCCCGGCACUUCUCCCGCGUGGGACCGUUCGCGCGAGUCUUCGGGGAGGAGCGAGAGGCGGCGGAGGCGUUGCCGACGUCGACCCGCCCGGGAGAGGAGAAAGGCGCCGGGGCCGGGGCCGGGACGCGGUCGAGGACGACGCAGCCGGCGACGUCGACAACCUACCCGGAGCCGCCGCGCGCGACUUUGACGGGAAACGCGUCGAGGUUCGAGAGCGCGAGGGCCAACGCGGAGAUCGACGAUUGGCUCGAGGAUGAGAUAUGA
Messenger RNA from Micromonas commoda, 3225 nucleotides. RefSeq lists its product with no specific name. Bases 1 to 3225 code for a protein of 1074 amino acids. NCBI's taxonomy places the organism in Eukaryota, Viridiplantae, Chlorophyta, Mamiellophyceae, Mamiellales, Mamiellaceae. The transcript is spliced from 2 exons. The record is from RefSeq and is a predicted model, not a curated record.